AGUACCAUGAUUGACAUCACGGAAGCGUCAACGUCACCUGUCUUUACCUGUUCUGUCUCGUGGUGUGGAUCAAGCACUUGCGUUCACUUAGUUGUUCCCGUACCGGUGCUGCUCUGAAGCAAAGGGAGGCAGGACCCCAUCCUGGAGGAACUACGACUACCUUAUGCUUCACCAAAUAAAAACAAGGAUACUACAUCUGCUUCACCAAGCUUUCAGCUUUGAUCCAACAACCAGGGUCAGAGCCCUUUAAAUUGGGAGAAACCUUUGCUCCAGUUGUCCCGCCUACACACUUCACACUCCCAUAACCCUCAGAGUAUUGCUCCACCCCACCCCAGCCUAAUUAUGGGCACCCUGUCUCACCAUGAGAAGGCCUACAUCUCCUUAACCUCAGGCCUGAAAGAGCUAGACCUUCGAGGGCCGGCCAUCCCAAGCGACCUGGUCCUGAUAGGAGACCACGCCUUCCCUCUGGCCAUGAACGCCGAAGGCCAGGUGCUGAUGGCCGCCUCCCUCUUUGGGCGUGGACGCAUGGUAGUCCUGGGUCAUGAGAGCUACCUGACUGCCUUCCCCGCCCUGGUGGAGAACGCCCUCACCUGGCUCAGGGGCGAUGGAUCUGAAAACCCCCUGGUUGGUAUUCACCAGAGCUGUAAGCCAGUGGCGGAUAACCUCUGCCGGUCCGUGUUCCAGGCCCAGCUGGUGGGGGGCUUCCUCCAAGACCUGGGGUUGGGGGUGUAUGUGGUGGAUGCCUACAGCAUGGCUCCUGAUGUGAAGUCCCUGGUGGAGUUUCUGAAAGCUGGAGGGGGGCUGUUGAUCGCAGGGCAGGCCUGGUCCUGGGCUGGACAACACCCCAAGCAAGACGUUCUGAAGGCCUUCCCAGGGAACCAGGUGCCCAGCGUGGCGGGGAUCUACUUCUCUGAGCACUGUGGAGAGGUUGAUCUUCUGCCCGUUUAUCCUCAGAUUCCAACCUCCUGGCUGGCUGUGGUAAUUGGCAAGGACUUUAAGGAUGAUUUGGAGUCCCUUCUGCAGGGCGUGUCCGAGUUGGACAUCAGCGGUGGCGCGAUAGCCUCCGAGGUCCUCGUCCACGGCCCUCUGGCCUUCCCCAUCGGCACCACCCCGGACGGACGGGCUUUCCUGGCUGGAGCCUACUAUGGCCGGGGCCGGGUCAUCGUGACCACACACGAGGGCUUCAUGGGUCGGCAGAACCUCGCUCCAUUUUGGAAGAACGCUCUCCGUUGGUUGGAUGAGGGCCGUAACGGGGUCUUUGGAAUCCUGCCAAAACUUGACCACGCCAUGACCCUGUUCAGCCAGAUGGGGGUGACCUGUCAGAAGUCAGGCUUCAGCAAGGACCUGAGUGUGUAUGUGUGCACGACUUACAGCAACAAGCAGGCAGAGGAGAUUCAGCAGUUUGUGGCUGAAGGAGGAGGCCUUCUGAUUGGUGGCCAUGCCUGGUACUGGGCCCAGAAACACCCGGGGCAAAGCCCAAUGAAAGAUUAUGAAGGGAACCACAUCCUGAACAAGAUGGGCUUGAGUGUGCUGGGAUCCACAGUCAAAUCUGGAUGCUACAAGGCUCCCGAUCCCGCCAAGGCCUGCAAGGACAACUACCACUUCCGCCGCAUGCUGCGGCGCUUUGCCAGUCACGUGACCCAGGGGGAGGAGCUUACAGCCCACGAGCUGGUCGGUCUGAAAAAGCUAGGAGGCGACUGUGCCAGCUACCUGAACAUGAAGGCCCACCACUGCCCCUCCUACACCCAGGUGCUGUCCACCCUCACUGAGAUUGUGAUGAGGUCCGGCAUGCCAAAGGUGUGUGGUAGCUGCCCAGUGAGCAGCCCCAAGGACCACCUCCUCCUCAGUAUAGGGGCAGAGGUCUACAAGGUGUGCCCAGAUCCAGACGCUCUCCUGCCCUACCUCAUCAAGGACAAUCCAGCCAUGUGUGUGUUCUAUAACUACAGGAUCCCCAUCAAUGUCGACACCGCAGGUUCAGAGUGGAUCAGUACUGGACUCUACCUCUCUCCUGGUAUGAAGACAUACAUGGCUUUCCCUGCACAGAUUGUCAACAAAGGAUGGCAUGUCCAGAUAGGAUGUCAGACCGAUCACCUCCGCCAUGAGACCCUCAAGCGGGCCCCAUGCGUCCACGAGCGCUUCCCCGUCACCUCGGAGAUGAUGCAGGUGUGGAACCUGUGGGGGGGGCUCCUGUACAUGGUGACCCCGCCCAAGACGCAGGUGGGAGGUUCAGAGGUCAUGGUGCAGGUGGCUGUUCCUUCCCCCUAUUACAAAUCUGGUGUGACGACGCCGGCCGACUGGGCCCUGAUGCGCCAGUCCCCCGCACCCUGGGCAGAGCUGGAGUUUGAGAACAUCAUCUUCACCGUGCCGUCCGAUGCCAUCCGACACCUGGAGCGCCCUGAUGAAGUGGCGGCUCUCUGGAAUAGGAUCAUGAGGGGGAUCGCAGACCUGGCAGCUGUUUCCCACAAAUACCCGCGCAAGGAACGUUUUGUCGCCGAUGUGCAGAUUUCCCACGGUUGGAUGCAUGCAGGCUAUCCCAUCAUGAUGUGCUCCUCUGUGGCCCCAGAACUGGUUAACCCAGAGGCCUCUGGACGCAAAAACCUCUGGGGCUUCAUCCACGAGCUGGGGCACAACCAGCAGAGGGGCUGCUGGGAGUUCAAGCCGAACACCACAGAGUGCACGUGCAACCUGUGGUCGGUGUACGUGAAUGAAGAGGUGCUGGGGAUUAAAAGGGCAGAGGCACAUCCGGCUUUGAAGCCUGAAUCUCGGUUGUCUCGCCAAGAGGAGUACGUCAAGAGUGGCAGAAAUCUUGCGAGCUGGACUAUGUGGGUGGCCUUGGAAACGUACCUACAGCUCCAGGAGGCGUUCAGCUGGGCAGCCUUUAAGAAAGUGUUCGCCGCCUACCACGACAUGAGCGACGUGCCUGGGGACAACAAGGGCAAGAUGAACCUGUACACCAAGACCUUUUCCAUGGCCGUGGAGCACAACCUGUGUGCCUUCUUCAAGGCCUGGGGCUGGCCCAUAGAGGCCGCCACUGAGAAGGAGCUGUCCAAGCUACCUCCGUGGACCAACCACCCCAUGGCUCGCUAUCAGUGAACCUUCCUAUUGCUUCUGAAGAAGAGACCAUCCGUCAAGGAUGGAAAGCUAUGUUGUGGGACUCAAAGGCUUCUAUUCAUUUCCUUUUUAAAUGCUAUUGCACUAGUUGUGGUUGGUUAGAUUGCACUUUAUAUAUUUUUAUAUAUUUUACGCAGAUUUAGUGAGCUAAGCUAGAUGUCUUAAUUAUGAAGUAGGCCUACUUAAGCUCAGUUGUGGCUAAAAAAAUCGAAUUCCGUUAUUUUUCAUGGGCGAAAUACAUUGGCCUUUGUGUCUUUGGAAGUAUGUUAUUAGCAAUUUUAAAACAAUUUGUUAUGUUCUUAAAUGUUCUUUCGAAUGAAUAUACAUCAAAUAAUGUAAAAAGGUAAUAACAUGUGUUAUGAUUUUGCUCUCACACCCCUGGGAUCAGAAUUUUACAUCGUUAUGAAUUAUGUGACCCACAAAAUUAUCCAAAUUGAUAUUUGACGGCAUGGUUCUUACGAAAUGAAGGGUGUUUUUUCCUCAGAAGGAAGGUCAAUCUUUUUAAAUGUAUGUGUAUUGGAUUAUGUGUAUUUUUUUCUUUGUUUUCCUAUCAAUUAUUACAUUUUACUGUGGGCCUUAUGAUGUGAAACUGAAUCUUUAACACAAUCUAUAUAAGACAAAUUCACCUAAUGUUUCUGUCAGUUCAUCGAAUUGCCUCAGGAAGAGGGUUUGUUCCAUUAUUUAACAACAGUAGUGAGAUUAAGAAGUGCAUUAAUAUAUUAGCUACUAAUUGUAAACAGUUUCUCUUUAGGACCAUUGACCCUCUCUAAGCAAAAGGCAGCCUUCGUUAACGUGCAUACCGGUCGACUUUGCAUCGCAAGCCAUUGUCGCUUAUGGUCGUUCUGACAGUGGAGCGCCCCAACUGGUCAAAGGAGGAAGCUCUGCCUCCAAAUGUUGAGGUGUAUGCGACAUGGUUGUUGGGCCAUUGUCAAAAACCACACAGAAAGGUCAAAAUACAGAGAAAAGAUACAGUGCUAUGAUGGAGAACAGAGAGAGUGAGGAUGAUGGAAAAAUAUGAACGGCCUAGAGCAAAACCAGAAUAAUCGUAAUCGAAAAACAAUUUACAUAAAAAAAGCAUUAAAUUGAGAAAAGCAUGUUGCAUAAAA
Gadus morhua (Atlantic cod) is the source of this 4217-nucleotide messenger RNA. Its product is annotated as TRPM8 channel-associated factor homolog. Gene Ontology annotation, molecular function: transmembrane transporter binding. Gene Ontology annotation, biological process: positive regulation of protein targeting to membrane. The transcript is spliced from 12 exons. Bases 343 to 3093 code for a protein of 916 amino acids. The record is from RefSeq and is a predicted model, not a curated record. NCBI's taxonomy places the organism in Eukaryota, Metazoa, Chordata, Actinopteri, Gadiformes, Gadidae. Gene Ontology annotation, cellular component: plasma membrane.